CACAAUGCAGAGACAGUAUUCGGUCAGACAGGGAGGUUGGAGGAACUGACAGUCGGGGUGCAGAAAUAUGGCUGUACGUGCCUUUGAAGGUAAAGAUCAUGCAGCUGCUUACUGGCAGUUCAGAGUAACACCGCAAGAACUGAUCAGCAAGAUUGUGAGCUCUAUGGAUAAAAAGACACCAAAACAGUUCAACCUUGCGGUGGAUGUGGGCUGCGGUUCAGGGCAAGGUACAAAGCUUUUGGCUCCAUACUUCACCAAGGUGGUUGGAACAGAUAUCAGCCCAGCCCAGCUGGAGAUGGCAUCAGCCAAUAGCAACCUUCCAAAUGUUUCAUACAGACAGUGUCCAGCAGAAGAACUACCGUUUGCAUCUGGAGAGGUGGACCUUGUGACGGCCAUGACAGCGGCCCACUGGCUCGAUCGCCCGCGGUUCAUCCAGGAGGCUGAUAGGGUGCUGAGGCCUGGAGGCUGCAUGGCCCUCCUGAGCUACACCUUGGACAUGGACCUGGAGUAUGGGGAUAUCGCCGAAGCUCUCACUGACAUCUGUAAAGAGUUCUACGAUGUCCUGCGUCCAUUCCGAUAUUCCUAUCUAGGACCGAGCUCUAAGAAGCUCUAUGCUGAGAUGUUUGAAUCCUGUUCAUAUCCAGACAAAGAGUGGACUGACUGUCUGCAAGUAAGAAGGACCCUGCCAUUAAAUGGAUAUAUUUGCAUGGUGGAGACCUUCUCCAGCUACCAGAAAAUGAAGGAAAAGGACCCUGCUGGAGCUGAACGUCUCUCUAAUGACAUCAGGAACAAGUUGAUGUCUACCAUGAAGGUAUCUUCUCCUGACACAGAAGUGACGAUGGUUGUCAAGUAUUUCUACUUUCUGGCAUUCAAACCUUCAUAGUUCUUUCGGGGGUUUUUUGCCACCAUAAAGCAGCCAAUGUCCCGUUCUGGCCCUUUGUAGAAUUCACUCUUGCAAAAAUGACAAAAAUAAAUAAAUGAAAUUCCUAGAGGAUGCACUUUCUUUGAAAAUCAAAGACAAAUUAAUUUAUAGGGUGCAUUUAAAAACAGUACAAGUUGAACCAAAGUGCUGCACAAUUAAAGUAACAAACCCAGUAAAACACAAUGACACAUACAACAACAGAUGUUAAUAAAAGAAGACAAUAAAAUGGGAACAAAAAGUUACAACACAAGAUAUAUUUAAGUGUUUGUUUUGUAAUGUUCCAUGCCACAAAAUAUAUGGUUGAGAAAAUAUGAUUAGUUACUUUGUGCAUCAUCAAAGGUUUUUGUUAAUGUGCAAUCAAAAAUGAGACUUUUCAUGACUUCUUCUUACUACUUGACCAAAAUUGCAGAUACAGAAUCAAUGCAAUGUUGAUUAAUUGUGGUGAAAAUUGUCAGCUUUUAUCUUUGAUAGUUCCUGGGAUAUUGUUGUUUAAGCACUGCCUCAAAUUUCAGUGUAUGAAAAAGAGUGCUGAAAGUCGACAGACAAUAUAUGUGAUGUAUCAAGUUAACAUGUCAAUAAUAUCUUCAUAAAGAUCCAUUUUUUAUGCUGUAAAUUUUUAACACCAGUCAGAGAAGGUCAAGCAGAAAUUGUUAUGAAAUUUUGAUGAUUUGUCAUGGAAUGAACCAAGUGUUUCUUUCAUAUGAAGGUAAAGUGCUCCAGAAAUUAAGGGUUGCCACCUAAAUUCUUAAUCACCUUUUUGUGUCUUGAUCUCAGAAUGACAGUAGUUGAAUAGUGGUAGUAAAGGCAAGUAAGUAAUUUAUCAAAGUAUUUGCAAGAAACAUUGGAAUUUCACUUUUGCUAAGAGUCUCUAACAGAUAGAUGGAAGUUUUGGCAACUGAGCUGAUGUACCUAUAAAAUUUGAAAGAGUUGUAAUAUAUAUAUAUAUAUAUAUAUAUAUAUAUAUAUAUAUAUAUAUAUAUAUAUAUAUAUAUAUAUAUAUACACACAUAUCUUAAAAAAAAAAGCUGUUGCAAAUCAGUUGCCCAAAGGUCCAGUACACAGAAUAAUCUCAGUCCAAAUUUAAUUUCUUUGGUUUUUGUUUUCUGGUUUUGACAAGCUCAGUCAAAAAGAACUUCAAGACCUCUUAUGUAAAUGUGAAACAAUGAUGGAAUGAAGUCAAAUUAAUUAAGUUUAUGAACAGAAUGAACAUUAGAUGAAGCUCUGUCAUAGACUGAUGGAUGAGAGUCCAACUGAAUUCUACUGCCAGAUUCAUACACAACUAAACAUCUUAAUCUUCCUUUAAUUGAACGUACCAGUUCUAACAAUUUAUAAAUGCCAGUGUCCAACUGCAAUUAAAACAAGCCGCUAGUCUCUCACGGAUAUUGUUGUUGAUUUCAUCAGGGAUAUUUGAUUUUUUUUUAACAGACUUCAACUGCUUUUUUAAUUUUUUGCUAUUCAUAUCCAAAGCCUUGGUACUUUGUGUAAAAAAAUAGCAUUCAAUCAUAAUUUUAAAUAAAAUGCCAUGUUCAUCUUUGUGCAACUCCA
Acanthochromis polyacanthus (spiny chromis) is the source of this 2466-nucleotide messenger RNA. RefSeq lists its product as uncharacterized. Gene Ontology annotation, molecular function: S-adenosylmethionine-dependent methyltransferase activity. The coding region runs from base 68 to 883 and encodes 271 amino acids. The record is from RefSeq and is a predicted model, not a curated record. The transcript has 6 exons. NCBI's taxonomy places the organism in Eukaryota, Metazoa, Chordata, Actinopteri, Pomacentridae.